AGCGGUAGCGGCGGUCCUGCGAGUGUCCUCGAAAGGUAACUUGAACGUAUGACAAUUCACCUGUGCGCUGUUCACUCUAUGCCGACCGCGGAACAUUCUUUAAUAUUGGUGAAGUUUAAAUCCCAGGGAAAUUAAGUUGAGUAUGCACGUAGGUCAGUAGUUUAUAACCGGCUAGCUGUUAGCCGCUCCUUUCAGGGACUUACGCAAAGCCAUAAAGGGCAAAGAGGUAAAGCAGGGCAGCCGCAGCUACAGUCAAAGUAAUGUAAUUCGUCCGGGUAGCUUGGCUGUCUGCUCCGUUGGUCGGGCGUCCCUACAGACACAGUCGGCCGUGUCUGAGGAUGGGAUGUGGGUAUGUGCCCUGGUCGCUGCACUUCGCGCGUCCUCUGGUCGGUCGGGGGGACUGGGGGGAAUAGCGCGAGCCUCCCAAGCGCUGCGUCCCCCUGCCGAAACUCCUCACUGUCAGGUGUAAAGAAGCGGCUGGCGACUCCACGUAUAUCGGAGGAGACGUGGUAGUCCGCAGCCCUCCCUGGAUCGGCAGAGGGGGUUGGAGCAGCCACCGGGACAGGUGGGGUCAGGUGGGGGCACUGGACUUGGACAAUGGCUUUAAAGCUGACCCAGAAACUUCAGCUUCUUGGGAAGACUGGGAAACACCUGUAUCCUCAUCUCAGACUAGGAUUCCCCACUGGUAUCCUGAGCCAUAAAAGUCUGGGGGAGCCCCUCUGCGUGGCAUGUUUGUGGACCUCUGCUAGCCACUGCAUCCAGAUGCGGGGCUGCCUUAAGCUUCAGCUGGACUGUGGGAAGAUGUGCCUUUCCAGCGUUGUCAGGGACCCGAUGUUCCUCACUACUGGUUCUGUCGGACUCCAUGGAGAAUCUGUUCUUAGGUUUCGUUUGAGCCAGCAACACAGGCCCACGGAAGCAGAGGAGCAGGCUUUCCUGGAUCGGCUGAAGAGCUGCUCUACUUCCCGGCAGGUUCUCAGACUGCUGUGCUCUGUGGGGCUCAUCUCUGACAUCAUGGCGGCAUCAGUACUGCACCGUGUGGCCGACCUGGAGCAGCAGGGCUUCUCACUGAGGGACCCCACAGUGCUGGAAAAAGACACUAUCAGGGCCUUGUGCUUCCAGCUUGAGGGGGACUCUGUCCACUUGACAGAUGCCGGACUGGUUUCAGCUCUGCUGGGCUGCACUCGCCUCUUCUUGGAUCCUUGGAGCACCCUGGUCGUGCGACUGGUAACUGAGAGCCAGGAGAGGCUUGACAGGGGGCAGAUGAGUAUGGGGCAGCUGUGUAUGUUGGGGAAGGCAAUGUUGGCACUGGAGGGCCCUGGCUGUGGGAUGUUGGAGCAGGUGAUGACGCAAAUACAAAAAUGGGAGCCUGCCCAGUGGUGCCUGGCAGACCUUGUUGCCGUGUAUAAACUGUUGUGUGAUGGAGUGGGUGAAGGUGGAUGCUAUCAAGGCCUCCUUAACACUAUGCACACCCACGCUGUGUCCAUCACCUACUCUAUGGACCCUACAGCCAUCAGUGAAAUACUCAGUGCCCUGGUGAAACUGAAACAGACUCAAGUGAUGCCCCUCGUGAUCAGCCUGUGCAAGCAGGCUGUAAGACAUGUGCCCCACUUCAGAGAUGAGGAGCUGAUGCUUGUGCUUGGAGCACUCAUUCACUUUGGUCACAGUGACAGUCAUUUUGUGACGGCCCUGACAAGGCACACACCCAAGACGGCUUUUACUUCACACCCAGAGACCAUCACCAAGGUGAUACAGUACUUUGGGCGGAGGAACAUCCUGUCCUUGCCAGUGUUUGACGCUGUGGCUGAGAGCUUUGUGUACCGAGCAGACGACUACGACACCAGCCAGGUGGCCAGGCAAAUCAUGCCGUUUGGAAAGCUGGGCUACCUUCCGCCCAAUGCUGGCGAGAUGUUUGGAAAGGUUGAAGCAGUCCUGCAUACACGCUUUUCUAAUUUCCAGCCCCGGACACUGCUCAACCUGCUGCACUCCUGCAUCCUGGUGGAGCGGUUCCCUGUAAAUUUUGUUUCCAAAGUUUUUAGCACUUACUUCCUCCAGCAAUUACACGAGCAAGGCACUGGAAUUGACCGGUUUAUUUUGGCACAGCUGACGCAACUCUACAUGACUGUGAAGCUGGAAUGUCCUUCUUAUGAGGGUCCCAGGCUUCUUCCUAAGUACCUGGUAAAAUCUUUCCUCGUGGCUGGACGCUCCCUUGAGACCCCAGUGGAUGGGCAUUUCUACAACAGUGUGAAAACUGCACUGGUGGAUCUACUGGGGGAUCGUUCAUACUUUGCAUCCAAAGUUCUCACCCCAUACUGCUACACAUUAGAUGUGGAAAUAAAACUUGAUGAAGAGGGUUAUGUUUUGCCAGCCACCCGUAAUGAUGAGGUGCACAAGAGGAUAGCACUUUGCAUUGAUGGACACAAGAGGUUCACCACAAACACCAGACGGCUGCUCGGGAAAGAAGCCAUAAAGCAGCGACAUUUAAGGCUUCUGGGAUAUGAAGUUGUUCAGAUUCCUUUCUAUGAAUUUGAGAAACUGAAAGACAAGACCGAUAUCAUGGACUAUCUGCACAAAAAGGUUUUCCCUCACAGUUACAGGCUGAGCUGGUGACAGGAGAAAGGGUUCUGGCAUCAUUUACAAGGAG
This is a messenger RNA of Lampris incognitus (smalleye Pacific opah), 2641 nucleotides long. RefSeq names its product FAST kinase domains 3 (gene fastkd3). Gene Ontology annotation, molecular function: RNA binding. Gene Ontology annotation, cellular component: mitochondrial matrix; ribonucleoprotein granule. The record is from RefSeq and is a predicted model, not a curated record. The transcript has 7 exons. Gene Ontology annotation, biological process: mitochondrial RNA processing; regulation of mitochondrial mRNA stability. The coding region runs from base 598 to 2607 and encodes 669 amino acids. Lineage: Eukaryota; Metazoa; Chordata; Actinopteri; Lampriformes; Lampridae.